Messenger RNA from Orycteropus afer afer, 2577 nucleotides. RefSeq names its product potassium voltage-gated channel subfamily B member 1 (gene KCNB1). Gene Ontology annotation, cellular component: voltage-gated potassium channel complex; membrane. Gene Ontology annotation, molecular function: delayed rectifier potassium channel activity; protein binding. The record is from RefSeq and is a predicted model, not a curated record. NCBI's taxonomy places the organism in Eukaryota, Metazoa, Chordata, Mammalia, Tubulidentata, Orycteropodidae. Gene Ontology annotation, biological process: protein homooligomerization; potassium ion transmembrane transport. The coding region runs from base 1 to 2577 and encodes 858 amino acids. The transcript is spliced from 2 exons.
AUGCCGGCGGGCAUGACGAAGCAUGGCUCCCGCUCCACCAGCUCGCUGCCGCCGGAGCCCAUGGAGAUCGUGCGCAGCAAGGCGUGCUCGCGGCGCGUCCGCCUCAACGUCGGGGGCCUGGCGCACGAGGUCCUGUGGCGCACCCUGGACCGCCUGCCCCGCACGCGGCUGGGCAAGCUCCGGGACUGCAACACACACGACUCGCUGCUCGAGGUGUGCGACGACUACAGCCUGGACGACAACGAGUACUUCUUCGACCGCCACCCGGGCGCCUUCACCUCCAUCCUCAACUUCUACCGCACUGGGCGGCUGCACAUGAUGGAGGAGAUGUGCGCGCUCAGCUUCAGCCAGGAGCUCGACUACUGGGGCAUCGACGAGAUCUACCUGGAGUCCUGCUGCCAGGCCCGCUACCACCAGAAGAAGGAGCAGAUGAACGAGGAGCUCAAGCGUGAGGCCGAGACCCUCCGCGAGCGAGAGGGCGAGGAGUUCGAUAACACGUGCUGUGCGGAGAAGCGGAAGAAGCUCUGGGACCUCCUGGAGAAGCCCAACUCCUCGGUGGCUGCUAAAAUCCUGGCCAUAAUUUCCAUCAUGUUCAUCGUCCUCUCCACCAUUGCCCUGUCACUCAACACACUCCCCGAGCUGCAGAGCCUUGAUGAGUUUGGCCAGACCACAGACAACCCCCAGCUGGCCCACGUGGAGGCUGUAUGCAUCGCAUGGUUCACCAUGGAGUACCUGCUGCGGUUCCUUUCCUCACCCAAGAAGUGGAAGUUCUUUAAGGGCCCACUCAAUGCCAUUGACUUGUUGGCCAUCCUGCCAUACUAUGUCACCAUCUUCCUCACCGAGUCCAACAAGAGCGUGCUGCAGUUCCAGAAUGUCCGCCGCGUGGUCCAGAUCUUCCGUAUCAUGCGUAUCCUCCGCAUCCUCAAGCUCGCACGCCACUCCACUGGUCUGCAGUCCUUGGGUUUCACCCUGCGAAGGAGCUACAAUGAGCUGGGUCUUCUCAUCCUCUUCCUCGCCAUGGGCAUCAUGAUCUUCUCCAGCCUCGUUUUUUUUGCUGAGAAAGACGAGGAUGACACCAAAUUCAAAAGCAUUCCGGCCUCUUUCUGGUGGGCCACCAUCACCAUGACAACUGUUGGUUAUGGAGACAUCUACCCCAAGACCCUCCUGGGGAAAAUUGUAGGGGGGCUCUGUUGCAUUGCAGGGGUGCUGGUGAUUGCUCUACCCAUUCCCAUCAUUGUCAACAACUUCUCUGAGUUCUACAAAGAGCAAAAGAGGCAGGAGAAAGCAAUCAAGCGGAGAGAGGCUUUGGAGAGAGCUAAGAGGAAUGGCAGCAUUGUAUCCAUGAACAUGAAGGAUGCUUUUGCCCGGAGCAUUGAGAUGAUGGACAUUGUGGUUGAGAAAAAUGGAGAGAAUAUGGGUAAGAAGGACAAGGUGCAAGAUAACCACUUGUCUCCCAACAAAUGGAAAUGGACAAAGAGGACACUGUCUGAAACCAGCUCAAGUAAGUCAUUUGAAACCAAGGAGCAAGGAUCCCCUGAAAAAGCCAGGUCAUCUUCUAGUCCCCAGCAUCUCAAUGUCCAGCAGUUGGAAGACAUGUACAAUAAGAUGGCCAAAACUCAAUCUCAACCCAUCCUCAAUACCAAGGAGUCAGCAACACAGAGCAAACCAAAUGAAGAACUUGAAAUGGAGAGUAUCCCCAGUCCCGUAGCCCCUCUGCCCACACGUACAGAAGGGGUCAUCGACAUGCGAAGCAUGUCAAGCAUUGAUAGCUUCAUCAGCUGUGCCACGGACUUCCCUGAAGCCACCAGGUUCUCCCACAGCCCUUUGGCAUCACUCCCCAGCAAGACUGGGGGCACCAUGGCACCAGAGAUGGGCUGGCGGGGAGCUCUGGGUGCCAGUGGAGGUAGGUUGGUGGAGGCCAACCCUACCCUAGAUGCCAGCCAUCACUCUGGUUUCUUCAUCGAGAGCCCCAAGAGUUCCAUGAAGACCAACAACCCCUUGAAGCUCCGGGCACUUAAAGUCAACUUCAUGGAGGGUGAUCCCAGCCCACUGCUCCCUGUUCUGGGGAUGUACCAUGACCCUCUUAGGAACCGGGGGGGAGCUGCAGCUGCUGUCGCUGGACUGGAGUGUGCCACGCUCUUGGACAGGCCUAUGCUGAGCCCAGAGUCCUCCAUAUACACGACAGCGAGUACUAGGACACCACCCCGGUCCCCCGAGAAACACACAGCAAUAUCAUUCAACUUUGAGGCAGGUAUCCACCAGUACAUUGAUGCGGACACAGACGAUGAAGGGCAGCUGCUCUACAGUGUGGAUUCCAGCCCCCCCAAAAGCCUCCAUGGGAGCACCAGUCCCAAGUUCAGUGUUGGGACAAGAUCAGAGAAGAACCACUUUGAAAGCUCCCCCUUACUCACCUCCCCUAAGUUCUUAAGGCAGAACUGUAUUUACUCCACAGAAGCAUUGACUGGAAAAGGCCCCAGUGGUCAGGAGAAGUGCAAACUCGAGAACCACAUCUCCCCCGAUGUCCGUGUGUUGCCGGGAGGAGGGGCCCAGGGAAGCACACGGGAUCAGAGCAUCUGA